Messenger RNA from Cantharellus anzutake, 1188 nucleotides. RefSeq lists its product as uncharacterized. Lineage: Eukaryota; Fungi; Basidiomycota; Agaricomycetes; Cantharellales; Hydnaceae. The coding region runs from base 1 to 1188 and encodes 395 amino acids. The record is from RefSeq and is a predicted model, not a curated record. The transcript has 4 exons.
AUGCCUGUGGUGAGGCUUGGCUCUGUCCCCAGUACAACCCACCCUCCUGUAACCAGGGUAUCCGGCGAUGGAUCUUUCAUCGCUCGAGUCCCGAGAAAUUCCGAAAGGCAUUGGUACGAGACCACGGCACUCUUGUGUGUUUCGGGCAACUCAUUCAUCCAGCUUCUCGCGUCUCCUUCCACUUUCACCACUCAGUUUCUCAAACCCUUUUCCCAUACCCUUGGAUUUUCUCCUGGAGGUCGUUACGUCGGCGUUUACGACAAGACUGGCGCUUUUGUAUGGUCAACGGAUACAUGCGAGUUGUUCGCCCAAUUUGAUAUAGAUGACUUCGACAAGUGGAUCAUCAAUAUUGGCAUUGUCCCAUAUUGCUUAUAUUCAACCCCUAACCCUAUCUUCCUUCAACCUUCCGUCUCGGAUGAAUCCUGGCUGAAGUGCCCUUUUUACGACCUCUCGCCUGCCAUGGGGGACGGAAGUACCUGCAAUGAUGUUUAUUCGUCUGCUCUGCCAGCCAUCUGGUUUAACGGGAGAUCAGAACUCGUCCUCCCAUUGGAGUACUCUCCGAUUGCACAAACCUCACAUCACAUCACAAGUGUCGAAGAAACGGAUGAACUGGUAGUUGAUAAUGUUCCUUACCGGAGGGAUACAAGUUCAAUUUUAGCACAGAGCUCGAAGGAAUCCCCGAUCGCCGUUGGAAGAGAGCCCUGGUAUGGUGAUCGAGUCCUGGGGGAAGAUAAUCUUGAUUUGUUUUACCUUCCCCGGGCUAGCAAGGAUGGGACUCGAUUUCUGGUUCAGGGAAGAUUGAAGGCCCCAAUCGUUGUUGAUAUCAAGAGCUGCAGUUCAAGACUUGGAGAUGAGUCGGGUGUUAGCAAUUUUAACGAGCUUCUGGAAGAAUGCAAUGCUGGAUUGUCGUUAGAAGUAGAACGUAAUUUAUCCGGCAAGCUGGGUGGCGGAGAAGGUCUCCAUGUCCUCUCCGGGACCGUAAAACUGAAAAUAAUUUCCCUGAGUGCUCGAUUCGACAUGCAAAUUAGUGAUAACCAGCUCGCGAGCGGCUGCCAGCCCUCAAAGUAUUUUAGCGUGAAUUUUGGCACACUGUUAUUUCUACUUGGGAUUUUGAGGAAAGUGGCCGUGCCAGGAAAGGCAUUUUCUCAGAACUAUGAUCCCUCCGAUUCGUGGAUCGUCUCGUCAUAA